AUGUGGCUCAUCAACACCAAAACCUUACAGCUCGAGGAGUUCGUCGACUCCUCCACUGUCAAGUACGCCAUCCUCUCUCACACAUGGGGCGACGAAGAGGUCACCUUCAACGAUAUGCGCCACUUGAAGAGGGCGAAGAAGAAGAAGGGGUUCAAGAAAAUCGCCAAAACGUGCGAGCUCGCCUUUCAUCGAGACCUGGAGUACGCCUGGGUUGACACCUGUUGCAUCGACAAGACCAGUAGCGCAGAGCUCAGCGAGGCCAUCAACGCAAUGUUUUCAUGGUAUCGGAACUCGACUGUCUGCUUCGUCUUUCUAGAGGACUUUGAACCCCUUCCAAAACGACAUCAUCGCCCGUCGGGGAUAUUCCGUCCUUCUUCAUCGGCCUUCCAACUCUCCGACGAAGACUCACUCUGGAGCGGCAUGCGCCCACCACACGACCUGCAAGGCCUCAAGUUCUGUAAAUGGUUCACGCGUGGGUGGACCUUACAAGAACUCAUUGCCCCGCAAACGGUCGAGUUCUACGACUUCAGCUGGCGAUUCCGGUUCACGAAGGAAAGCCGAGCCAGAAUGCUUUCCAAAAUUUCCCGCAUCGACAUCGAAAUUCUGACAAUGAAGAAGAGCCUUGCAGACACCCUUGUUGCUGUCAAAAUGGCAUGGGCGGCGUAUCGACAAACAAAGCGGCCCGAGGAUAUUGCGUAUUGUCUUCUUGGUAUAUUCGACAUCAACAUGCCGAUGUUGUACGGAGAAGGCCAGAAGGCUUUCCAGAGGCUCCAAGAAGCAAUCAUCAACCAAACAAACGAUCCGUCCAUACUCGCAUGGUUGGCUGUCAAUGGAGAUCAAAGAUAUCGAGGUGUUCUCGCCCGAUCUCCCCUAGAGUUCGCCCAUUGCUCGGAAGGCUGGUCCGCUUACAAAACGGAACCGAAACCCAGGAUCGAUCUCAACAACAGAGGCGUCAAAAUCACGGGCAAUCAGAACUAUGUAGAGGGAUCUGACUUCAUGGAGGGUGAAGAUCCCGACGUCGAGAUUCACUUUUAUGAAGCCCGCUCUGUGCCGGGCUGGGAAGGAGACAAUGGCGAAGACAUCAACGGGUUCACAGGAAUUUUGGAUGACGCCAGUUUGGAUGCUGUGUUGGAGCAAUACAAAAAGGAGAAACAGAGUGGGAGGUAUCGACCGCAAACGACAGUCUCUCUCAGACGACGCGGUAGCCCUUUCCGCGUGGCGUUUGGGGUGAGGACUGAGGGACGGAACGUCUUUCUUUUCCACAUACAGUUACCGAGCAGCAGCAGUACAGCAGAAAGCAGCCGAUCGCUCGAAGACAUGGGCGAGGAUAGUGCAGAGGACGAGGAGAGUAUCGGCGGCUGGACGACGCAGAUUCGGACUCGGGUGUCGGCCAUGUCACCCGAGUCGGCUCUCGACUCAGGAGCAACUCGGCACCCGGUCACGAUGUUCCACCAACAAGGCACCCAUCGAGCGAUCCUGGGCAUGGCCCAGAAGAAGGACAAACAUCGCUGA
This is a messenger RNA of Colletotrichum karsti, 1512 nucleotides long. RefSeq names its product het domain protein. The transcript has 3 exons. The record is from RefSeq and is a predicted model, not a curated record. Bases 1 to 1512 code for a protein of 503 amino acids. NCBI's taxonomy places the organism in Eukaryota, Fungi, Ascomycota, Sordariomycetes, Glomerellales, Glomerellaceae.